AUGCCUACUGAACCCUUCCUGGAUAUCUUACUCACCAACCAUACGGACUCGAAGUCACUAUUUGCCCAUGUUACAGGCCGUGAUGAGAAAGGCGUGGUGAUGCUUCUCGCAGAUGGGGAGACAUUGUAUCGUCCCGAAUCGCCGUCCAAGAUUCUGCAGCCUGUGGGAGCAGACAUUGCCAUACACGUCGGCGAACCUGGAGCUCAGAAAAGGGUACGGAUACCGCACAUCUUUGGAGGCCGCAUCUGGUUCUGCAAGGAAAACCCUCUCACGUUUCUGUUGAAUCCUGGACCCGCGGUGGUAGAGCCGUCCGUGAUGAACCCGACCGACCCGAACUUUCGCGCUGACUGGGGUUUCUGCGAAUUCACUUACAACAACGACCAGUUGUAUGUGAACGUAUCAUAUGUUGACUUUGUGAGCUUGCCUAUCGGCCUGGAACUCGAAAACGAAGCUGGAAAAGUCACGCAUGUACGGGGUUUACCAAAGGAUGGGCUGGACCAAGUCUGCGAAGGAUUGAAGCGCCAGGGCGAAAAGGACGGCGCGGGAUGGGAGAAGCUUGUGGUCAAGUCAGAUUCAGGCUCCAACCUCCGAGCGCUGAGUAUCAAUGCUGCUGCAGAGCUGCACCCGGGAUUGCUGGAGAACUACUUUGCGCCAGAGAUUGAUGCGGCAUGGGAGCGAUACCAGAAAGAGGAUAUCGAGAUCAACACGCAGGCUGAAUGGGGCGACGUCAAGGGUCGAGUGCAUCACGACAAGCUCGUCUUCAAAGACGUGGGCAAAGACAAGCUUGAGUUUUCGUUUGCGAAGCCGUCAACUCGAGACAUUGUAUCGUGCAGCUCCGGGCCGUUUGCCGGGGGUCCAGACGUUACGCCGGCGCAGCUCAACGUCGGGGCCCGGCUUGCGGCUGCGCUAAACAGGACGACGCUGUCGGACAACUGCCGGCAACCUGAGGGAGAAAAGGUAAAGACUGAAGCAAGCUCGGAGGAUAUCUUGCUAGAUCCUUAUCAGGAGCCAUUCGGUUGUAUGGAUUACAUGUAA
Molecule: messenger RNA, 1035 nt
Organism: Fusarium graminearum PH-1
Lineage: Eukaryota; Fungi; Ascomycota; Sordariomycetes; Hypocreales; Nectriaceae
Exons: 2
Coding region: 1-1035 (344 amino acids)
Source: RefSeq, a predicted model, not a curated record